CAGUUGCAUUAUGGGAGACAGAUGAUUGACACGGCAGCCAUUUUGGUUCUGGUCUCCCUGCUUCCAUUGUGUGAGAGAUAGUAAAUAUCUGACACUGCCAGACAACCAUAACACUUGUAUCCUUGCGGAGAAAAAACGUUAAAUUCACCCCCGGUGAUAUUUUGUCAGAAUGGCCCGUACCAAGCAGACUGCUCGUAAGUCCACUGGAGGAAAGGCUCCUCGUAAGCAGCUGGCCACCAAGGCUGCGCGUAAGAGCGCCCCCUCCACCGGCGGCGUCAAGAAGCCCCAUCGCUACAGGCCCGGCACCGUGGCUCUGAGAGAGAUCCGUCGGUACCAGAAGUCCACCGAGCUGCUGAUCCGCAAGCUGCCCUUCCAGCGCCUGGUGAGGGAGAUCGCCCAGGACUUCAAGACCGACCUGCGUUUCCAGAGUGCCGCCAUUGGAGCCCUGCAGGAGGCCAGCGAGGCGUACCUGGUCGGCCUGUUUGAGGACACCAACCUGUGCGCCAUCCAUGCCAAGCGUGUCACCAUCAUGCCCAAAGACAUCCAGCUGGCACGCCGCAUCCGUGGCGAGCGCGCUUAGACGGCCUCUGUAAUGUGUCACCUCUGUCCUCUUUUUUUCUCUACCUGUCACUGUCCCCGCCCCUCCUCCCUCAUUCCCCUCCCGCCCACCCUCACCCGUCCCCGUCACUCCCCUCCCCCAGCCCACCCUGCUUUCUUGGUAGACUUUAGAGUAAUCCUGAUUAAGAAAGAAAUAGAAAUAUGUUGAAAGUCUGGUCUCUCAUAGUUUUUUUUUUGUCUUCACCAAAUGUUUUAGGGUACCUUUUUUGUGCAUGUAACAGGUUUCGCAGAUCAGACACACAUGCUCACACAUACUCAGAGACACAUCGUUGCGCUGUGUUUCCAUCACGCCCUACAUAAAAAAAAAAAAAAGAAAAAGAAAUACCUGAGCUUGCCUGGAUUCGUCCGGGCUGCUAAGUUGGCGAGUGUGUUCUGAGUGGCACCGAGCAACGUGAGCCGAGGCGGAGGGGCAUGGCCGCCGGGCUAGUCUGCUUAAGGGGAGCUGCAACUUCCACAGCAGGGUGCUAAUAAAACUAGUCCUGAGGCCUCUGCCCCGUCCGCACACACACACACACCUCCCCUCGCGCCCAGUCCGUCCCUCUGCGCCCCGCCCCCCUUCCCAUCUCCACGCUCAGCCACGUCCAUCACGGCUCUCCGCUCAGAUCUGGAGUCCACAGCGAGAGGGGACGGCUGUCUGUCGGCCCGCUCGGGUGAGCGCGUGAUCUCUGAUCUGCCAAACCGAUUGUAUUCAACAAACAAACAAGUAUCUCCUGGUUGCUUAAGAAUAUUGAUUAUCGUUGUGCAUAUGGUGUCUAUUAUUUUUUUUACUUAUAUAAUUCAUAGAUGAACAUCUCUUCAUUUUAUCACUUACAGAUUCUUCAAAUUUUGGUGAAAAGUGAUUGAUAUUGUCAACAUCCUAUCCUUUUUUUUUUUUUUUUUUUUUUUUUACAGUGAUCUGUUUUGUUUUUAGAAAAUCAGGAAGGGCUUCUGUGUUUCCCAGGACAACUCAUGUUCUAAUGGCAGCCACACGGGGGCGAUGAUUUACCAGCUCCUUUCCCACUUAGUCUCUCACUGCAACUACCGAUCAAUCGAUUAGUUGUUUGGUCCAUGAAAAGCCCGAAAUGACGUCCUUAGAUCUCUCGUUUUGACUCCACCAAUAGGCCACGGCCCAAAGAUACUCAGUUUACUCUCAUAGAGGAAUGAAGAAACCAGAAAAUAUUCACAUUUGAGAAGCUAGAACCGGAGACUUUUGAAAUUCUUAAAAAUGACUCAUGAUGUAUUGAUUAUGGAAAUAGUUGGCGAUUAAUAGUUGGCAACUGAUCGAUUAUUGGACUGCUGGUUGCAGCUGUGCACCACACAUUGUGCUCUGUCUCUCUUACCCUAUCUUUAUCUCUUCAGAUAGGCUUUUGACUCAUCACCACAGUAUAAACUGGCAUGGUAGCGAGAGUUAUACUUUGCAUGUUUAGGCUCUGUUUCUCUCCUGCUUCCUGUGUAGAUCUGACUGUAGAAUCUGUCCGUUUCUCAGAAUUUGUGAUACACAAUAUAACCUCAUAUUUGUUUUCUUUUAUAUUUUUUCUUAUUCCUCGAGAUUUUCAGACGUAUAAAUAAGCUGAUCUUUGUAUUUUCCAAAUUUCUCAUAUUAUGGUGGUAAUAAAUAGGUGUU
Messenger RNA from Myripristis murdjan (pinecone soldierfish), 2221 nucleotides. RefSeq names its product H3 histone, family 3C (gene h3f3c). The record is from RefSeq and is a predicted model, not a curated record. The transcript is spliced from 4 exons. Bases 170 to 580 code for a protein of 136 amino acids. Gene Ontology annotation, molecular function: structural constituent of chromatin; DNA binding; protein heterodimerization activity. Gene Ontology annotation, cellular component: nucleosome. NCBI's taxonomy places the organism in Eukaryota, Metazoa, Chordata, Actinopteri, Holocentriformes, Holocentridae.